This is a messenger RNA of Leucoraja erinaceus (little skate), 878 nucleotides long. It is a transcript of the gene tsr2, whose product is annotated as TSR2 ribosome maturation factor. NCBI's taxonomy places the organism in Eukaryota, Metazoa, Chordata, Chondrichthyes, Rajiformes, Rajidae. Gene Ontology annotation, cellular component: nucleus. The record is from RefSeq and is a predicted model, not a curated record. The transcript is spliced from 5 exons. Bases 74 to 670 code for a protein of 198 amino acids. Gene Ontology annotation, biological process: maturation of SSU-rRNA from tricistronic rRNA transcript (SSU-rRNA, 5.8S rRNA, LSU-rRNA).
CCAACCAGCCCAUGGGGCUCCACCGCGCAUGCUCACCCGAGGGAGUGAGUGAGGGAGGGGAAGACGAGCUGUCAUGGCGGCGCCGAGGCCUCCAGCAGCCGGCGGGCUGUUCGCCGAGAGCGUCGCGGCUGCUCUGGGCUCAUGGCCGGCCUUGCAGAUCGCACUGGAGAACGGGUUUGGGGGAGUCUACGGGCAGCAGAAGGCGGACUGGAUGGUGACGGCUGUGGAGCGGUACUUUCUGGACAACGCGGACCUGGACAGAGUGGAGGUGGAGGAGCUGCUGGCCGAGCUGCUGGACAACGAGUUUGACACGGUGGUGGAGGACGGCAGCGUGUCGGAGGUGGCGGAGGAGAUCUGGACGACCUUUGCCCUGUGCCGGAGGGGUCAGGAGGAGGAGGUGAGAGGUCGCAUCCAGAGGCUGGUCCAGAGGAGGCGCAGCGUCAGGGUGGAGGUGGUGGCGGGGACGAGCGGGGCCGAGGGAGCCGGGGAUGAAGAUAGCGAGGAGGAGGAGGAGGAGGAGGAGGAAGAUGGCGGAGCAGAGGCCAUGGACUGUGAGAGCCAGCCCUCCCCGGGCCCCGGCCCCCACUGCCCAGCCGCUGCCCAGGGCCCGAGCGAGGACAAGAGGGAGGCCACGGAUGAGUGGACGGUGGUUCGGCGCAAGAGGAAGUAGGCAAGGGAGGAGGUCGAGGGGCCAGACACCUCCCUCGUCAACGUACGACCCGGCCCCAACAGGGGCUUGAAACCACGUGGGGAAACUCACUGGCAAAGGGACAGACAGGAACGCACGCACUCUUUCCCCUCUUACCCCCUCUCUGCUCCAUCCUCUCUCUCCUCCUGCCCUCUCAUCCUCCCCUCUUCCUCUCCUCUCUCUCCCUCUC